Messenger RNA from Lactuca virosa, 1071 nucleotides. The record is from the annotation of a GenBank genome assembly. Lineage: Eukaryota; Viridiplantae; Streptophyta; Magnoliopsida; Asterales; Asteraceae.
AUGAAGAUGAAGAUUCCGGAGAUGAAAACAGCACGGAAUCGGACGAAAAUGCCCCUGAAAAAAAUCAAGAUUCUGGACGUGUUGGUGAACAGCCUCGGAGAUCCGCACGCACGCCCGAAAAGAAACGUAUCGUAUAAAGAAAAUGUAAAUGAUAAUGAUCACGAUCAUGAUCAUGAUGACGAGGCCGCUCCGUCAAAAAAGCGGGCCCCACACUCGGGUACUGCAAAACCGAAACCCGAAGAUAUGUUUUGGGAAGCGGAGGUUCGGGAACCGGUCAAAGAAAGUCAAAAUCAAGAAUCUCAUUCUAAUUCCGAUGGUAAGAAAGGCGAUGUUGAGGACCUGGAAUCAGAAUCGGAACCGGAACCGGAAGCAGAAGAUGAACCGGAAUCGGAUCCGGAAGUUUUUGAGUGUCCUGAUCCGGAGUUUAACGACUUUGAAAAAGACAGAAAAGAAGACAGUUUUACCCCUGGGCAGAUAUGGGCGCUUUAUGAUACCGAGGAUGCGAUGCCCAGGUUCUAUGCUUAUAUCCGGAAGGUUCAAUCGCCGGGUUUUAGCCUACAAAUCACAUGGCUGAAACCGGUUCCAGAAACCGAUGAUGAAACGAAUUGGGUUGAGGAAGAAUUGCCUGUUUCUUGCGGGAAUUUUAAACGCGGGAAAACCGAUAAAGCGGAAGAUCUUCCGAUGUUUUCACAUUUGGUGACUUGGGAGGAGGGUAAAAAGGGAAUUUUCAAUAUAGUUCCGAGAAAAGGCGAGACGUGGGCCCUAUUUAAAGACUGGAAUAUAAACUGGUCUAAUGAUGGAACCGGAAAGUAUGAAUACGAGUUUGUUGAGGUUUUAUCAAAUUAUGAUGAGGGUAUUGGGUUUCGGGUUUCGUAUUUGGUGAAGUUGGCUGGAUUCCGAUGUCUUUUUGGCCGGAAAGAGGAUGGGGAGAUGGUGAUUCCGGAGCGUGAUAAGUAUAGAUUUUCGCAUUUGGUUCCGUCUUGUAGGAUGAGUGGGGAAGAACGGGAAGGUGUUCCGAAGGGGUCGUAUGAGCUUGAUCCUGCGGGUCUGCCGGCAUCAGCAUUUGAGUAG